AUGAGUGUACCACAGGCCGAAUUCGACGCCUCCGUCAUGCGCACCAAAUAUGUGGCUACCAUUCAAGCCAACUUCCCUGGCAAGUUCAAUGGCUCGCCAUCAAGCAAUGCGGCGGCGUUCACCAAGGCCUUCAGCGACCAAAUGGCGACGGGAUUCAAGACCCUGCGAGCCAUGCUCGAUCCACACGGACCAGACUGUGGUUACACAAAGCUAAACGUCCCUGCCAAGCCGAUUCCUACCGACGGCAAAGUCGUGUGGCAGAACCCAGACACUGGCGAAGGCUUUGUCCCAUCGCACACGGGACCGUGCGAGAUCUGGCUCGACAACACCCGCGUCUUUCAAAACGAAAACUGUGCCGCCAACUUUCCCGAGAAGCCUGCCGCCCAAUUGCCCGUCGACUUUUCGUCGUGCAUCGGGUCGUGCACGAUUCGCUUCUACUGGCUCGCCCUGCACGAAGACCUGUGGCAAGUUUACAAAAACUGCGCCCCCCUUGUUGGCCUUGCUGCUUCGCCCACCGUCGUGCCGUCCAAGCCGACGCCGCCCACCCCAACUAUGUCGCUCCCUCCUUUUGACGACCUCGAUUGUGACCCAUAA
This is a messenger RNA of Aphanomyces invadans, 594 nucleotides long. RefSeq lists its product as hypothetical. The record is from RefSeq and is a predicted model, not a curated record. Bases 1 to 594 code for a protein of 197 amino acids. The transcript has 3 exons. NCBI's taxonomy places the organism in Eukaryota, Oomycota, Saprolegniomycetes, Saprolegniales, Verrucalvaceae.